AUGCGUGCCCCUGCUUGCCCUGCCGCCAUGAGACGCGUCCCUGGGCCUGACCGCGAUGGCCUGACUGUCUUUGCGCGCGUCGACUGCAGCAUCCCCUUGACUUUUGCUCUUCAUCUUGCGAGUCUUAGCGUCCUUAGUCCCCCGCCGUGCCGUACUAGCUUACUUCCAGCGCUUUGCACACCCUCCUCGACACUCCUCGCUGUCCAAACCCUCGCCUUCAUCGUCAUCUUCCCCCCCCCUCUUUCUUCUCCAUCUUCCUCACAUUCUUCACUCCCGACUCCCUCGUCAUCUCCUCCUCCUCCUCCUCCUCACCGACGCACCUCCUACUCCUCUCCGGGCGGACUCAAGUCUCCUGUGCCCUCUCCUCCGACCCAUCCUCCUCCUCUCCAAGCUUUCACAUUUCAACAACAAAGAACAAACCCCACACUCUUUUUGCAUCAACAACGACACCUCUAUCAACUACCGCGCCAUGCGCUGGCCGGUCGCCUAUCUUUGCCUUCUGGGCUGGGUGACUCUCGCCGCAGCAAAGCCCAACUUGGUCACUCCUCCGCAGUCUCAACUCCCGCCCGUCGCCCGCGUCGGCGAGGACUUUGUGUGGGACAUCCUCCCGGCUCCUUCACGUCCUCGACCCCGAUCCAGUACUCUGUCGACGGUCUGCCGUCAUGGCUCAACUUUUCCUCACCUGUCACCACCUUCUCGGGAAACCCUUCGUCCAAGGACGUCGGUCAGUACAACUUUACUCUGAACGCCAACGACGGCAACGGCACGACCAGCACGAUCAUCAACCUGAUCGUCUCUGACGAGCCCGCACCUCAGGUCGGCAUGGCCUUCUCGUCUCAGCUCCAGGAUCCCUCGUCCCGCCAGCUCGCUAGUGUCCAGAUCAUGGCUAACAACCAAGGCGUCACUGUGCCUCCCCGCUGGUCCUUCUCCCUUGGCUGGAACGGCAACACGUUCAAGCGUGCCGAGGGUGGCAAGCGCCUGUUUUAUGAUGCCAGGCUCAAGAGUGGACAGCCCCUGCCGCAGUGGCUCGAGUUUUCGAACAGCACGUUCACGUUCAACGGUGUCGCACCCUCUGGCGGUGUCUUCCCUAUCGUCGUCACGGGCACCGACUUUUGGGGCUACAGGGCUGCGACUUCCGAGUUCAUCCUCGCCGUCGGUGGAGGUGACGCCGUGGAGCUCGCUGGUCAGUGGCAGCCGAUCAACACGGUCGCCCGCUCCAAGGUCGACUACAAGAUUGAUACCUCGACUGUGACUGUCGGCGGCAAAAAUGUUGACGCCGCCGCGCUCAAGGUGAAUGCUCUCCUGAGCAACUUCCACUGGCUCUCCUUCGACAACAAGACGAACACUAUUUCUGGCACGACCCCCGACGACCUCGUCAACGGUACUGUCGUCCCGAUGGACCUUCCGAUUAGCCUCGCGUCUGUCAAUGCCUCCAACUCUCUCAGUUACCUGGCCUACACCAAGCUCAACAUUCUGCCCUACUUCUUCACCAACUUUACUCUGCCGAACGGCAAGGCGGCCGUCAACGAGACCUUUGCCUACAAUUUAAGCCCGUACAUCGCCGCCGACUCUCCUUCUAUCAAUGCGACUGUCGUUCCCGCCGAGGCUGCCAAGUGGCUGACAUACUACUACGAGAACCGCACCCUCGUCGGUACUCCCCCGGGAAACAUUACCUACAACUCGAUCAACCUCACCUUCAUGGGCACCGUCAACAAUGUCGCCGCGACCACCCAGGUCUUCAUCCCGAUCGAUGGAGUCCAGCAGCCGCCGCAAACCAACAGCUCCGCCCCGGUUCCGAACGGCAAGGUCGGCAAGAAGUCGAACAAGGCUGUCAUCAUCGGCUGCGUUGUCGGAAUCGUUGGCGGUCUUCUCGUCCUCGGCCUGCUUGCUCUCCUCUUCUUCUGCUGCUACCGGAAACGCAAGAACCAGAAGCGCGUGUCCUUCUCCAGUAAGGCGGACUCGGACCCGUUCGCGAAGCGCGAGCGUGCCCAGGGCACACCCUCGACUCUGGUUGCGACACCCGAGGCCAAGAAGAAGCUCGACGACAGCUCCAUCUCUUCGGGCACCACGGCGCAGAGCACGCCCCUCGCGACACCCUUAAUGCCGCGCUUUGGCGGUAUCGGGGCGGCUGACGGAAACGACGACGCGGCCGAGUUGGAGGACAAGGUUGAGGCACUCAAGACGCGCGACGACUCGCACGGCUCAUCGUUCGUUGGCCAGGGCGAGAUGAUUGGCUCGGUCGACCCGAACGCCUCGCUGAACCAGACGCCCAAGAUGAAGAAGACGGCUGCGGCUGGCGCAGCUGCUGCAGGCAUUGCCGCUGGAGCUGCUGUGACCAAGGUGCCCAAGUCUGCGUCUGGUCAAUCUGGCCCUCGCCCCAGCCGUCGCACGUUUAGUGGCGAGUCUCUGGCGAGCUGGGAGAGCCAGCCGUCGUUCCACUGGUCGGACGAGUCCAACUACCUUCCCCCGAUGGCGCUGCCAUCCGACGGCGUUCCGUCAACAGCUAACAACUCGGUCGUCAACACGUCUGUGAUUCCCGGCGUCCCGAUACCGAGCUCGGAGACCGCCGACAUGCUCGCCGCUGGCGACGUCGCGCGUUCCCCUGCCGGACCGAUACCCCGCCCGCUGCCGGGCUUCUACCCCAAAUUCCCGCGACACAUUGCGCCCGGACAACCGGCGCCCUUCAUUUCGUCUGACAACUUGCCGUCAAUCGACUUUUCCGAGUUCCGCGACGACACCUCGCGAUCCCUCAACUCCAACUCGUUUGCGGACUCUGGCUCGCCCAUCAACUCGGCCAACUUCUUCCCGAGCCGCAGCACCAACGCCCUCUCCUCGGGCGAGGUGCUGUACUCUGGCGCGUUCACCUCGGGCGGGUAUCUGUCAUCUGACGAGCCUGUGAUUCAGACCGCGCAGCGACAGAGCCUCGAGGCGCAGCGCUCGACGAUUGUCGAGGUCGCUCCCAGCUCGGUUGUGACGCCGCCGUACAUGGCGUCGAGCAAUGUGCCUUCGCCUCCUGCGCCGCACAUUCCUUCGCCCCUGUCGGCGGAGAAGCAGCGUAACACGCAGCGCCGUGUGUCGUCGCAGCGCCGCCCGCCAGCCGAGCGCACAAACUCGACCCGCGAGCACAUUGUCGGUGACGCGCCCGUCGAGGCGUAUGACGACGGCUACUGGACGACCGACGAGGCUUAG
Molecule: messenger RNA, 3189 nt
Organism: Trichosporon asahii var. asahii CBS 2479
Lineage: Eukaryota; Fungi; Basidiomycota; Tremellomycetes; Trichosporonales; Trichosporonaceae
Exons: 2
Coding region: 1-3189 (1062 amino acids)
Cellular component (GO): membrane
Molecular function (GO): calcium ion binding
Source: RefSeq, a predicted model, not a curated record